GUUCCUCUUUAAAAUAUUGCUCAAAAGUAUUCAUUGAAACUAGAAACAAUUUAUAAACAAACCAAUUUUAAAAAUAUUCAAAAAUUUGACAAACAAGAUGCCUCUACCUGUCACUGCGGCUUUUAACAAACACCAAGUCUCCCGGGCAGAUGGUAAUGCAGUACUUCCUCGGUCGAGAAUUGCUAUCGCUGGGAUUGAGGCUGGGUAUAACUUACAAUCUCCAGUAAUUAAUGACGCAGUUUCUCGCUCUCAAUACCCAGGACAGCUCACCCGUGAAGAGUUCAUUGACUUUUGUGAACUAAAUAAAAGCUCAUAUAUCUCUCUUGAAGAUUUGGCCAAGUCAGUCGUUAUUGUUGCGCCGUCCAAUGUCAUCACACGCGCCUCACUCGAAAAAAUUUUCAAUGAAGCUCGUUCCAACGAUAAUCCGUUGUCUGAGGAUGAAAUUGAUGAAUUGUUCAAUAUCUUAGAUAAUGAACAUAAGGGCGCAUUCACUGCUGACUAUUUCAUGCAAGCUCUGUAUGGUGAUGAGGGAUCUUUGUGUUUGGCUGAGCAGCGCGCAAAUAAUGUGCUUAAAGCAAAGAUGUUGAAAGAUGCCGAACAUAAUGCACAGAAAAGUGGGCGAAAUUCCAAGCCGAUUAAAAAUAAGACGAAGGCUUGCUGUUAAUAGCAGAAAGCAGAAGUAUACAUUUCAAGUAAAUCGCAGUGUCUUUUGGAUAUACAAUUGCCAAAUGUGAAUUCACAGUUCCAAGAAUUAUAUAGACUAAUAUUAUAUAUGUGCCUUUUUUUAUUAUGCCUAUACAAAGUGACAUCAAUAUAUAUUAUUUUCAGAGGCAUAGUAAGGAAAAUGACGCUUCCAUAUGCUUUUUAAUGUAUGUGGGAAAUAAAAGAUAUUUUUCAAACAAGGAAACGAGGGAGUAAAUUUGUUCUAAUACAGUUGAAUAUCAGUGUAAAAAGAGGGUUUAGCUGUAAAUUGGCUUUGAAUAUAUGUAGGUAGGAAAUAUUAGGACUCGAAUUUUCUAGAUUUAUAUUUUAGGUGAUACGAAGAUUAUUUUCAUACCUUUUGUGAGAUCUUUUCGCAUAAUUUUAUUUGAGUUUAGAUUGACUUAUGAACAUCGUCAUAAUAUUCCAGCAA
Molecule: messenger RNA, 1132 nt
Organism: Phytomonas sp. Hart1
Lineage: Eukaryota; Euglenozoa; Kinetoplastea; Trypanosomatida; Trypanosomatidae
Source: the annotation of a GenBank genome assembly